This is a messenger RNA of Anopheles merus, 2050 nucleotides long. RefSeq names its product mucin-5AC-like. The record is from RefSeq and is a predicted model, not a curated record. The coding region runs from base 16 to 1947 and encodes 643 amino acids. Lineage: Eukaryota; Metazoa; Arthropoda; Insecta; Diptera; Culicidae. The transcript is spliced from 2 exons.
AGAUGUAUAUAAAGCAUGUGCAAGUCCUUCAAUCUUCAGAACCUAUCCUUCGAUAGCUGCCGUGUAGUGAUCAAAAUGAAGAACUAUUUGGCUUCUCUGGUACUCGCCGUGUGUUUACUCACCGGCCCAGUUGCUAGUCAGUCGGCAACGGUAUCGAUCAAUAUUGGAGGAAGUGUUAUCACUUUAGCGUCGUCGGACUUGUCGACGAUAUUGGCUAUUGUAGCAGCGUUGCAAACAUCAACCACAACAACUGCAGCAACGACAACUGCUGCCGCUACUACAACCGUUGCCACCACUGCUGCUACUACAGCAGCUACGACCACUACGACGGCAGCCACUACCGCUGCCACGACCACUACGACAGCUGCCACUACCGCUGCCACGACCACUACGACAGCUGCCACUACCGCUGCUACGACCACUACGACGGCUGCCACUACCGCUGCUACCACUGCGGCCACUACAGCAGCUACGACCACUACGACUGCUGCAACUACUGCAGCAACCACUGCGGCUACUACCGCUGCUACGACUACAACGACAGCUGCAACUACUGCAGCCACCACUGCGGCUACUACUGCUGCUACGACUACAACGACAGCUGCAACUACCGCUGCCACCACUGCUGCUACUACAGCAGCUACCACAACUACGACCGCUGCAACUACUGCUGCCACUACCGCUGCUACUACAGCAGCUACCACCACUACGACGGCUGCCACCACUGCGGCCACCACUGCCGCUACUACAGCAGCAACUACCACUACGACAGCUGCAACUACCGCUGCCACCACUGCUGCUACUACAGCAGCUACGACCACUACGACAGCUGCAACUACUGCUGCCACCACUGCUGCCACAACCGCUGCAACCACAACUACAACUACAGUAGCCCCGACCACUACGACCACUACAGCUGCUCCGACUACUACGACCACCACUGCUGCACCGACUACCACAACCACUACUGCUGCUACGACCACCACAGCGGCCCCUAGUGUGACUAUAACUCUUACUCUCAACGGAAAUACGAUCACCAUUGUGGCUUCCGAUUCGAGCUUGGUGAAUUUGUUGACACAAAUUUUGACUAGUUUGACAGCAACGACUACUACUGUUGCCCCGACUACCACAACAACUACUGCUGCCCCGACUACCACGACCACUACUGCUGCCCCGACUACUACGACCACUACUGUUGCCCCAACUACCACGACCACUACUGUUGCACCUACCACUACCACCAUUGCUAUCAGCACGACAACACGUAAAUGUGGUGUUGGCAUUGGAAUCGGAGGUGGAAUUAACAUUGGAGGACUGGGAGGAAUCGGAGGAAGCAUUGGUAUUGGUGCCGGUCUAGGUGGUAUCGGAGCUGGAAUAAAUGUGGGUGGAGGUUUGGGAGGACUCGGUGCCGGAUUUGGUGCUGGAAUCAAUCUUGGUGGAGCAGGAACCGGACUCAAUGUAGGUACUGGAAUUCGUCCGAUCGGAUCUCUUCUCGGAACGGUGAUCAAUACCGCUGGCAAUGUAGCCGGUACUGCAAUUAACACGGCUAGCACUGGAAUUCGUCCGAUCGGAUCGCUGCUCGGAACGGCGAUCAACACGGCUGGCAAUGUAGCCGGCACUGCAAUUAACACGGCUGGUGGUGUGAUCAAUACGGCUGGCAAUUUGGCCGGUACUGCUGUGAAUACGGCUGGAAACCUGGCCGGAACUGCGAUCAAUACGGCCGGUGGCGCAGUGCGGGGAGUCGUUGGAACUGCUACCAAUGUGCUCGGUGCUGCCACAAACGUGGUUGGCAAUGUUGCCGGAGGACUCUUUGGUGGAUUGGCCAGCGGCAUUCAGGCUGCAUCCAAUGUUGGCUCCCGGUUGAACGUCGGAGGAAGUCUAGCCGGUAGUGGCGGACUCCUUGGCAGCAGACUGACUGCAGGCGCCGGUUUUGGAUUCGCUGGAUAAAAAGCGGCACCCGAACCAAAAUCAAACCCCUGUUUACUGACUGAGCUGUUUUCUUUUUCUAUCUUUUAAACCUUCAAUAAAAACUGAUCUAUUUUGAGACCAA